Rotaria sp. Silwood1 is the source of this 315-nucleotide messenger RNA. The record is from the annotation of a GenBank genome assembly. Lineage: Eukaryota; Metazoa; Rotifera; Eurotatoria; Philodinida; Philodinidae.
AUGAUCUCGACACUUGGUCAUAAAAUGACCGUGGAAUAUUUUGACAAUGCUCUUAACAAGUUUGAAACAAUCGAUCAAUCUUGUCGUGCAAUUUUUGAACAUUGUCAACAUCCAUCAUCACUCAAUGUUGUCGCUGAGAUGACUCAUCAUUUACAAGAUGUAAUAGAAAAACUUCAACUGGCAUCAUUAACAAUGAGUCAACCAUCAAGCACCUUAGAAGAAAAACUCCCAUCGUCAGAUAUGGUCGAAUCUGACCGGAAUCAUCACCGGAUUGCGCCAAAUCCGUCGGAAUGGAAAUCCGAUAACAUCCUAUAG